UCCUUUUGUCGGGGAAUGAAAUUUCAGAAGUCCGGGUCUUUCCCCCUUUCCCUGAAUUCUCACUCUCUUUCCCGCGACUCCCCAACUCUCUCUUCUGUGUCUAUCUGUCAAAUCAUUCUCAACUGGGGUUUUCUCUCUCUCCAUAUUCAUAAUUCGGUUUUACUCCUUUUCAUCCCAGGCGCGUGGCUCAUACCGACUUUGAUAUCUUCAUAUAAGCUUCUGGUCUUUCUGUGGGUUUGAUCUGCCACUAAUCUCGCUCAUAGCUGCUGCAAAAGCACAUAAGUUCUAAUUGAAGAGUUGAGAUGAAGAAGACAAGUUAGGAACUUAUACUUAUCACUUGGCCAGUUAAUUUACUAAGUUCAAUCUGUGAUGGACUGCAACAAGGACGAGGCCCUAAAGGCCAAAGAACUUGCGGAGAAGAAAUUGCUGAAUAAUGACUUUGAAGGGGCUAAAAAGGUUGCGGUGAAAGCCGAACGACUUUACCCUCAACUGGAGAACAUUUCCCAGUUACUUGCUGUCUGUAAUGUUCACUGUUCAUCUCAAAACAAAGUAGUGGGAUCAGAAAAGGACUGGUAUGGGAUUCUUCAAAUUGAUAAGUUUUCUGAUGAAGUGACCAUCAAGAAACAAUAUCGGAGACUUGCACUCGUGCUUCAUCCUGACAAGAAUAAGUUGCCUGGUGCAGAGGCAGCUUUCAAGCUAAUUGUGGAAGCAAAUAUGGUUCUCUCUGACCCAGUUAAAAAGUCUUCAUACGAUAAUAAGUGUAAAGUUCUAUCCAAAUCUUUCGUAGCAAAGCAACCACCUCAUCAGGUUAAUCGAUAUCCAUUUGUCAGGCAAAACAAUGUUCACAAUGGUUUCAAUGCUCCGUUCAAUAAUCUAAAUCACCGUCAAUCUACACAACCAGCUUCAUCUGCAGUGCAGGAAACGUUCUGGACAGAGUGCCCCUCUUGCAAAGUUAGAUACCAGUAUUAUAGUAAUUAUGUGAACAGUGCUCUGCGUUGUCAGAAAUGCUCGAAGCCUUUUAUAGCAUUUGAUAUAGGUUCUCAAGGUGUCCCUCCUGGACCCAAAUGGAGUCAGCCUGCAUUUCAGGAUGUGCCCCUUAAAUCUAAUCUCAACCAGUCUUUUGUGCAGAAAGAACUUCCUAACCAAGGAACCUCGAAAAUGACUGCAGGAAGUGCUGGGUUUCCACCUACACGAACUGGACCCCAACAGGGUCCAGAGAUAUGCAGAGGAAAGACUGCUCCAGUGUUUGAGGAUAUGAGAACCAAACGGAAGGAUGGAAAGCGAACAGGUGGUAUGAGAGAAGGAGCUGCAAUGCCAAAGGUGGAUCGCAAAAGCAGGAAAAGGGGUCGGAAGCAGACAGUUGAAUCGAGUGAAAGCUCUGAUACUUCAACCAGUGUCGAGACAGAAGAUGUGGAGAUUGAAAAUGGAAACAAUCCACCUGCUGAACAAGGAACUGGACUUGAUGCCUAUGGCGCUAGGAGAUCAUCUCGGCAUCGGCAGAAUGUUUCAUACAAUGAAGGUGUAAGUGAUGAUGAGAAUGAUUUGGCAAGCCAUCUGAAGAAGGCGCGGUCUAACCAGUCAGCUGGAGAUAGUAAACCUCAGCAGAAAGAAGAUGUUGGCGGUGAUAAUCAAAGACAUGCAUGUGCAACUAGGCCGUGCAGUAAUUCUGUGGAAAGAUUAAAUCAAAAUGGAUUGGGCUGUCCUGAAAGGGAUGUGCAAACCAACAAUUUUAAAGUUGGGACUGUUAAUGGACAGGCUUCCAGACCGCCAUCAGGGGGUGCCAAAAAUAUUGAACUUCUCGUUGAUUCUGAUUCCGAACCAGAUACCAUUUCUGAUAGUAAUCCUGCACAGGUGUAUGAUUAUCCUGAUCCUGAAUUCAGUGAUUUUGACAAGCACAAAGCAGAAAAUUGCUUUGCAAUUGACCAAAUCUGGGCUUGCUAUGAUACGGAGGAUGGUAUGCCAAGAUUCUAUGCCCACAUUAGGAAGGUAUCCAGUCCUGAAUUUAAUGUGAUUUUCAGUUGGCUCGAGGCUCAUCCAGAAGAUCAAGGAGGCAGAGCUUGGGUCAGGGCAGAGUUGCCUGUUGGCUGUGGGAAAUUUAAACGUGGGUGUACUGAUUCCACUUCUGAUCGACUUACAUUUUCUCAUCAAGUUCAGUGCGAAAUGGGCAAGAGAGGUUUGUACGCUGUAUAUCCUAGGAAAGGGGAAACGUGGGCCCUUUUCAAGGAUUGGGAUAUUUGUUGGAGCUCGGACCCAAAGAACCAUAGGAAGUACAAGUAUGAAAUUGUGGAGAUUCUUUCUGAUUAUGUUGGGGAUGUUGGUGUCCAAGUUGGUUACUUAGAUAAAGUGACUGGCUUUGUUAGCCUUUUCCAGCGAACAAGGAUUACUGUAUCUGGUACAUUCUUUGUAAAGCCAAAUGAACUUUACAAGUUCUCUCAUCGAGUUCCCUCUUUCAAAAUGACUGGAACUGAGCGAGAGGGUGUACCAGCGGGAUCGUUUGAACUUGAUCCUGCUUCCCUACCCCUUGAUCCAGACGAUAUUUGGUACCCUGGCAAAGUUAAGGAAGAAAGCAGGACUUCAAAUUCUCAACCUGUAGAAGUUUUGUUUGCUUUCCCCCCUGGAACUAGAGACAAAUCCAGGACAUCUGAGAAUGCGACGAUAUCUCUGAAGUCCGGGGACUUGAAAGGCAUCAAUGCUACUGAUGGUGAGUCUGCUAAGGUUCGAAAAUCUCCUAGAGGAGUGAACAUCUCGGAGAAAACGCAAAAUAAGAUGAGCUCUCUUUCUGCCAAUGACAAUCCUUCCACUGAUUUUGACGAUAAUUGUAUUAAAAAGAACUGUCAUUCAAGUCCCAGCAUACCAAGUCAUUUGUCACGUCAAGCUGAUGAAGAGUCGCAUUCACGCACAAAGAGCUUUGGUCUCGGCAACUCCUCUGGAAGCUCCAAAAAUCCAAUAACUUUAUCAGAUGAAAAAGGUUCUGAAGAAGUUUUUUGUGAUUUUAGGAUGGACAGAUCUAUGGGGAAGUUUCAGGUAGAUCAGGUAUGGGCUCUUUAUGGUCAAAAUAGUACAUUGCCAAAGACUUAUGCUCAGAUUAAGAAGAUUGUUCCUUCCCCAUUCAAAUUGCAUGUAGUCCUUCUUGAAUCUAGUGCAGGGCGUAAAACUGCUCCUCUGACUGUUUGCGGAACAUUCAAAGUGCAGAACGAAAAAUGCCAAGUCUUUGAUCCCAGUAGCUUCUCGCACGUGGUGAAAACAGUCUCUAAUAAUAGAAAUAGGUUUGAAAUCUACCCAAGAGAAGGAGAGAUUUGGGCACUGUACAAGAACUGGAAAAAAUCAGGUUUGGAUCCAGACAAGUUUGAGUAUGAGAUAGUGGAGGUCAUCGAGAAUUCAAAAGACCGGAUAAAAGUUUCAUCCAUGGCGCGUGUGAAUGGUUUCAAGUCAGUCUUCAGGUCUCUAAGAAAACCAAGAUUGAAUCCUGCUAUUCUAGAAAUAAAAAAAGAUGAGUUCGGGAGAUUCUCUCAUCAGAUCCCUGCAUUUCAGCUGACUGGGGAAAAAGGAGGGGCUUUAAUAGGCUGCUGGGAGCUUGAUCCUGCUUCAGUACCGUGUCCCUUAUAAAGUGAUGCCCCAAUUAUAGUGUGAUGAGACUCAAAUGUGAAUUGGUUCUCCUGGAUUUAGAGAGUCUUGGCAGUGAAAUCUUCCUCUCUGUUGCCCCAUAUCAUCAGUUCAUUCCUCGAUGGUUGCAUGAGCUGUAGACAUGACAGAUUCUUCAGUCUUUUGCUUUACUUCACUCGAAUUCAUUGUUAGUGUAAAUCUAUCAUCAGUUCAUUCCUCGAUGGUUGCAUGAGCUGUAGACAUGACAGAUCUUCAGUCUUUUGCUUUACUUCUCGAAUUCAUUGUUAGUGUAAAUCUUAAGAACGUUCACUACAUUUAAUAGGAUAGUUGGCAUUUCACGUGCACCAACUUUUAAUUGCUGUAUGUUUGCAGCAGCAGCUAUUAAUACAAAUUGGUCCUUUGCUGUA
This is a messenger RNA of Nicotiana attenuata, 4010 nucleotides long. RefSeq lists its product as uncharacterized. The record is from RefSeq and is a predicted model, not a curated record. The coding region runs from base 370 to 3606 and encodes 1078 amino acids. NCBI's taxonomy places the organism in Eukaryota, Viridiplantae, Streptophyta, Magnoliopsida, Solanales, Solanaceae. The transcript has 3 exons.